Messenger RNA from Gryllus bimaculatus (two-spotted cricket), 1356 nucleotides. Lineage: Eukaryota; Metazoa; Arthropoda; Insecta; Orthoptera; Gryllidae. The record is from the annotation of a GenBank genome assembly.
AUUUGUUCUGUAAACAUUGUAGUACGCGCUGCCAACCAGUGUUAUACAUGUACUGCCAACUUGAAAUACGGACAUAGCCAGUUAACGGCAAGCACGACCAAGGUUUCAACUCAAGCGGGGUGAUUUAACCUUUAAGUAGUUGAAAUGUUAUGUUUUUGAAGAAUUUUGUUCAAUUUAUUAUUACUGUUUGACCCGACGGUGAUGAAUAUGAACGCAAGUAUCUUAACAUCUCUUGUGCUGUCGGUGUCACAAAAUACUAAAUAUUUUUUAGGCCGACGGAUUGUUAAGAGUUCGACCGCUCGUAGGUUUAAAAGCUAUGAAGGUGAUGGUAAAACUACUGUCAGUAUUCUUAAUACUGAUCCAAGUACAGGUUUAAUGAUAGACUCUUACAGUCAAAUGGGAUUCAGAUUGAAUAAUGGAAUGGUAGUAAUAGGACCAAUGGCUAUUUUCCCCAAAACUGUGUUGAGCUGGAAUAUAGAUAGUGUAACUAAAGUGAAUGAAGAGUCUCUUUCCUUAUUUUGUGCUUUAGAACCGAAACUUGAUAUAUUGAUUCUCGGUGUAGGGGAUAAUCAAGAGUUUUCAACCUUCAAUAGAAACAUUUUGAAAUAUAUGAAUCAGAACAAAAUCAGUGUAGAAGUAUUAACAACAGAACAAGCGUGUACAACUUUUAAUUUUCUGAAUGCUGAAAGACGUUAUGUGGCUGGAGCAUUAAUACCUCCUAAUUCUUUAAGAGUUAAUGAGGAUGAUAUUGCUGCAACUAAAAUCAAAGUGAAGAAAAUAUAUGAAGAUAAUGAUUAGUUUUCUUGUGCUAUAUUGGCCCAUGACAUGAAGCUACAAUGUUUCAAGUAGUCAAAAUAAUUAGCUGCAUAAAAAUAAAAAUGGAUCUAUCUCACUGUUAUAUUUAUUAAACAAAUUAUAAAACUUACAAUGCAUUCUUUUAUUUUUGCAACUGAAAAUUCCUAAACAAAAAAAUUGUGUAAUUCAUUGGGUAAAAUCAUAUUAUGUAAGAAAUAAACAUUUUUAUCAAUUUUCAUUUUACUGCAAAAUAAGUUAAUGAUAGUGUUGAAAAAUAAUUAAAUAUGUUAAAAUAUGGUAAUUGACGAACAGUUGUUUUUCCUUAUAAAUAGUGUAAUGCAAUAUCAUUGAAAUAUAAAUUCUGUAGCAAGACAAUUUAUUAAUGAAAGGGGAUGCAUUACCAUAUCCUUUUUCUUUGACUAUGUUGUAGUGCUACUUUUUUUUAUUUCGUAACGAAAUCAAAGAAGGCAACUAUAGAGAAAUCCAAGUACAUAAGUUAUAAUUUAUAUUUACAUUAUUGUAACAGUCAUUGCUCUUAGAAUACUGUGAAGAACUGUAUUU